Messenger RNA from Ustilago hordei, 837 nucleotides. RefSeq lists its product as uncharacterized. The record is from RefSeq and is a predicted model, not a curated record. Bases 1 to 837 code for a protein of 278 amino acids. NCBI's taxonomy places the organism in Eukaryota, Fungi, Basidiomycota, Ustilaginomycetes, Ustilaginales, Ustilaginaceae. Gene Ontology annotation, cellular component: mitochondrion. Gene Ontology annotation, molecular function: flavin-dependent sulfhydryl oxidase activity; flavin adenine dinucleotide binding. The transcript has a single exon.
AUGAUCUCACGUUUCGUCCAGCUAGUACUUCUAGCGGGGAUGAUUCUUCUGAUCCCAUCCUUUCUCUACCUUUCACAUCCAGCUACACCAACCCUAAUCGACCCAGCUACAGGGCUAGCCUAUUCGUCCGACUCCAUCCUCACAGGUCAGACCAACGAUCUCGCACAAGUCUCACAAGGUAAAGGCGUCGAUCAAGCAGCACAUCUCUGGAACGGUUGGAACUGGCAAGAUGCCUCUUCGCAUGUCAACGACGGUGUUCAUAAAGUACAAGACCAAGUCAAAGGGUUCAUUGAUCAUUGGCGACCCAUUCCUCCCACCACAAUAGCACCUGUCGAUUCCAAAGUCAAACCACCAUCAAAACCCCCCUCUUCCACCUUCAAUCCACCAGCAAAAGACGUCGAGAGGGUCGAAGGAGUCAUCAUGCCCGAAAUGGCCAAUGCAACGGCCAAAGCCGCCCUUGGUCGAUCCACCUGGCAUUUCCUCCACACUAUGACUCUACGCUUUCCCGAUACACCCACAAAGGAAGAAUCAGAAACAUUACGAAACUUUUUCCAGAACUUUGCAAAGCUAUAUCCAUGUGGAGAGUGUGCAAGACAUUUCCAGCAACUGUUAGGGGAGUUGCCACCACAGGUCGGGUCGAGGAAAGCAGCGAGUUUGUGGUUGUGCGCAGUGCAUAAUGAAGUGAACAAGAGUCUGGGCAAGGAGGAGUUUCCUUGUGAUAAGUUGGACGAAAAUUAUGAUUGUGGUUGUGGAGACGAUCCGAAGAAUAGGACCAGUACGAGUAGUGCGGUGGCGGCUGCACAGACGACAGGGAAGGAGGUUACGCCUUUUGCAUAG